Molecule: messenger RNA, 971 nt
Organism: Monopterus albus (swamp eel)
Lineage: Eukaryota; Metazoa; Chordata; Actinopteri; Synbranchiformes; Synbranchidae
Gene: spaca6
Product: sperm acrosome associated 6
Exons: 10
Coding region: 28-879 (283 amino acids)
Biological process (GO): fusion of sperm to egg plasma membrane involved in single fertilization
Source: RefSeq, a predicted model, not a curated record
CGCUUCCUGUCUGAGGAGCACCUGGUGAUGAGUAAAGGCUAUGACAAACAACUGAAGGAAAUUCUGGAUGCAGAGAUCCUGCCCAUGGUAGAGGAGUUUGACCAAAGGCUGAAUAGCGACACAGUGUAUGAGGAAAAGCUGCAGACAGCAGCAGACAAUUUCAUCGCUGCUGCCUCCAAACUGCCUAGAGUCUCUGGAUGUUUUCCUCCAUGUGGUUUUCAGAGUGCAGGGGCAGUGUACAACUGUAUUACCUGCCAGUAUGACUCCUGUGAAUUCCCUCUCGACUGUCCAAUUAAAGAAAUUAGAGUAAUGGAGUUCAGCAGAAGCCAGAUGUGGUGCGACGUGCCCUUUCAGUUACCAAAUGACAUCGAGGUGAUCUGGAGGUUUGCAGAAGAGGUGAAAACCCAGCAGGUGGAUGAGUUUAAAGAAGUGACUGCAGGGGUGGACAGGCUCUAUUCUAUCCCUUCAGCCAGCUUGCAGCAUCAAGGCACCUACCAGUGUGAGGUCUACUCAGGCCAACGCUCCAUUGUGAGACUAUAUUUCUAUCUCACAGUGACCCCCCAGGUUGCGGCAGGCCAAACAGAGCUCCAGGAGACAUUCGACCUGUCUCUUCUCCCAGGAGGGCAGUUUCUCCCUGCACUUGGUGGUCCUCCUCCCCGCUCCCCCCUCCUCCCCUUGCCACUGCUUCUCACUGCGUGUUUAACAGCUUUGCUGCUGUUGCUGUUCCUCUCCCUCGGCAUUACAUCAUGGCUUACAGAAAACCUAUGUAUGACUCCCUCCAGCACUAGAGGGCAGAAGAGACCCAGUCUACACUGUACUGUGCUCCAUGCUUUGUUUCCAUAUGGGAGAACCAGACAAUGUUAUCCAGCUCUUCUCUGACUGGUCCAGGCUGAAAGAAGACUCAGUCAUGCAGAUUACAGCCACCUGAGAGAUGAAUGUGUGUCUUUAUAUUUUCUUUUUGGCUCCAAACA